Messenger RNA from Malania oleifera, 2491 nucleotides. Its product is annotated as ABC transporter F family member 1. Gene Ontology annotation, molecular function: ATP binding; ATP hydrolysis activity. The transcript is spliced from 6 exons. Lineage: Eukaryota; Viridiplantae; Streptophyta; Magnoliopsida; Santalales; Ximeniaceae. Bases 225 to 2027 code for a protein of 600 amino acids. The record is from RefSeq and is a predicted model, not a curated record.
GGCCGACACGUGGACACCUCGACGUUUCACAACUCGAUAAAAAGGUGAAAAUCCCCUCUUUCUCCCUUAAACCUCGAACCCUCGCCUUUCGUAGACUGAAGGGGAGCGCGGAAUCAGACACGACUGGAGGCAUAGAAACCCUAGAUCAAUCUCCUCUUCACUAGAUCGUCGUCGGUCGAUUACAGAUCUCAGAUCCUGACCUCGCAAUUGUCAAGGGGUUAAAGAUGGUGUCCGACGCUAGCAAGAAGAAGGCGGCGCAGAAGAAGGCCGCGGCGGCCGCCAAGAGAGGAGGGAAGUCUGCAGCUGCUGCGUCGUCAAAGGCAGCAGCGGUAAACGCGCAGAACGGUAGCGGCGUCGAUAAAUUAGCGAACGGAAUCGGGUCUAUUGAGAUUUCCGAUCGGACUUGCACUGGGGUUCUUUGUUCACAUCCUCUCUCACGAGAUAUACGCAUUGAGUCUUUAUCAGUUACAUUUCAUGGACACGAUCUUAUAGUUGAUUCUGAAUUGGAGCUCAAUUAUGGCAGACGCUAUGGUUUGCUUGGAUUGAAUGGCUGUGGGAAAUCUACUUUGCUCACUGCAAUAGGGUGUCGAGAACUCCCCAUCCCAGAUCAUAUGGAUAUUUAUCACCUCACUAGGGAGAUUGAAGCUUCUGACAUGACUGCUCUUGAGGCUGUCAUAAGUUGUGAUGAAGAGAGGUUGAAAUUGGAGAAAGAAGCUGAAGCCUUGGCUGGGCAGGAUGAUGGAGGGGGUGAAGCUCUUGAUCGCAUUUAUGAGCGUUUGGAAGCCAUGGAUGCAUCUACUGCAGAGAAACGUGCUGCCGAAAUCUUGUUUGGUCUUGGUUUCAACAAGAAGAUGCAAGCAAAGAAAACACGUGAUUUCUCUGGUGGCUGGAGAAUGAGAAUUGCGUUAGCACGGGCUCUAUUCAUGAAUCCAACAGUUCUGUUGCUUGAUGAACCCACCAAUCAUCUUGAUUUAGAAGCUUGUGUCUGGUUGGAGGAAACUUUGAAGAAAUUCGAUCGCAUCCUGGUUGUGGUAUCGCACUCUCAGGACUUCCUGAAUGGUGUCUGCACAAAUAUUAUUCACAUGCAAAACAAGAAACUGAAGAUCUACACUGGUAACUAUGACCAGUAUGUUCAAACUCGUUCAGAACUUGAAGAGAACCAGAUGAAACAGUAUAAGUGGGAGCAAGAGCAGAUUGCUUCAAUGAAGGAGUAUAUAGCUCGAUUUGGUCAUGGCUCUGCAAAACUAGCUCGGCAGGCACAGAGUAAAGAAAAAACUUUAGCCAAAAUGGAACGCGGUGGUCUCACAGAAAAGGUGGUGAGAGACAAGAUUUUGGUGUUUCGCUUCACUGAUGUGGGAAAGCUGCCCCCACCAGUAUUACAGUUUGUUGAGGUCACAUUUGGCUAUACUCCUGACAAUCUCAUCUACAAGAACCUGGAUUUUGGGGUAGAUCUGGACUCUAGAGUAGCAUUAGUGGGACCCAAUGGAGCUGGUAAGAGUACGUUGCUGAAGCUGAUGACGGGGGAUCUGAUUCCUCUUGAUGGCAUGGUUAGGCGACAUAACCACCUGAGAAUUGCUCAGUUCCAUCAGCACUUGGCCGAGAAACUUGAUGUGGAACUGUCUGCUCUCCAGUUCAUGAUGAAGGAAUAUACAGGCAAUGAGGAAGAGAAGAUGAGAGCGGCUAUUGGGAAGUUUGGGCUGACAGGUAAGGCUCAGGUGAUGCCAAUGAAGAAUUUGUCUGAUGGCCAAAGGAGCAGAGUGAUAUUUGCAUGGUUGGCCUGGAGGCAGCCCCACAUGCUGCUUCUGGAUGAGCCAACCAACCAUUUGGAUAUCGAGACAAUCGACUCUCUUGCCGAGGCAUUGAAUGAGUGGGAUGGGGGUCUGGUUCUGGUUAGCCAUGAUUUUAGGCUGAUAAAUCAGGUAGCCCAGGAGAUAUGGGUGUGUGAGAAUCAGGCAGUGAGCCGAUGGGAGGGUGAUAUUAUGGGCUUUAAGGAACACCUGAGGAGCAAGGCUGGAUUAUCCGAUUGAAGCAGGUUUAUGGGAUUCCAUGGAAUUCUACUAUGGCUGGAUUAUCUGAUUGAAGCAGGUUUAGGGGAUUCGACGGAAUUCUACUAUGUCAAAUCCGUACUCGCGGAUUCAUAUAUUUAUUUACGAGGUAGUACUGGUUUUUGCCGCAUCUAGCUCAUGCUCGAAUGAGUAUGUAAUGGCAGUAGUAUCAGAGCUGAACUGGUGACCAAGGCUUGGUGGUGGUUUCAGAGCCACUGAGUGGCUCCAUCCUGUGGCCGUGUGGAGGUGAUAUUUUUUAUAUGUUUUUUUUUUUCCCACCCAAUACAAUAUGAGUUGCUUCCUCCUCUUUCUUGUGCCAAAGAGACGAAAAUGCUACUUGUAGGAGCGAUGCCUGCAUUGACCUACGUACCCCUAUGCUUUAAUCUCUAUUUAGUGUACUUGAACAUGCAUGGUUUAAAUUUUACUCUCGAGAUCAGUUCUAUCUU